This is a messenger RNA of Cyphellophora europaea CBS 101466, 1371 nucleotides long. RefSeq lists its product as uncharacterized. The record is from RefSeq and is a predicted model, not a curated record. The transcript has a single exon. The coding region runs from base 1 to 1371 and encodes 456 amino acids. NCBI's taxonomy places the organism in Eukaryota, Fungi, Ascomycota, Eurotiomycetes, Chaetothyriales, Cyphellophoraceae.
AUGGGCCCUGCAGACACACUUAAGAAGGCACAGCCCUUCAAGAAGGCUCUCCACUUCACUGAAGAGGAAUUCCAGGAACGAAGGGAGCGUGCACUGGCUUUGAUGAAGCGCGAAGGACUCGAUGGCUUCCUCAUCACGAAGCAAGAGACAUUGUACUACCUCACUGGCUUUGACACAUUCGGCUAUGUCUUCUUCCAGGCAAUGUACUUCCACGGCGAUGGAUCCAUGCGCUUGGUCACCCGGAUGCCCGACCUGCGUCAGGCACUUUACACGUCGGUGCUCGAGCAGAAGGAUAUUGUGAUCAGAUCUGACGAUGCGUCGAGCAACCCAGUGUCCUUGGUCCCGCAGAUUCUCAAAGACUUUGGUAUCGAAUCCACGAGUAAAAGGGUCGGCUACGAGCCAGAUUCUUGCACCUUGACCCUACGCGUUGGAAAGCUGCUAGAGGAAGCAGUCCAUGGCUUGUGCACACUUGUCGACCACAGCACACUGUUCACGCGCGAGUUGCGACUCGUGAAAUCGGAGACGGAAAUGCGAAAAGUGCGAAAGGCUGCAUACCUAGCUGACUUUGCUCUGGUGCGGGCUUUGAAGUUGGCGAAGCCGGGCGCGUACGAGGGUGACCUUUGGCGAGAGAUCGUGGGAACCGUGUACGAAGGUGGCGGUGACGAUCCAGCAAAUGAGAACAUCCUUGUCUCGGGCAACAAGGCUGUUCUGACUAGGUACUCGACUGGGAAAGACCGUAUCGAGCGCCAGCUCACUCUUGAGCAUGCCGCUGCGUACAAGCAUUAUCACGCUUGCUUGAUGAGAACAAUUCCGAUAGGAGGCAUCACUUCGUUGGCACGACGAAUGCAUGAAGUCAAUGUCCUGCAGAUGGAGGCUGCAAUGGAAGCACUGAAGCCUGGCCGCGAGAUUGGAGACGUCUUUGAGGCAUACGCUCGAGUUGCCCAGGAGCAUGGAUUUGAAGAUCAGCGAUUCAAUGCUUGUGGUUACAGCGUAGGCGCGACCUUUUCGCCGACGUGGAUGGAUUUUCCCAUGUUUGUUAGAGGUCAAGACGUCAUUGCGAAACCAGGAAUGGUCUUCUUCAUCCACAUCAUUCUGAUGGACAAGGCAACCGACACCGCGAGCUCGAUUGGGCAGACCGUUGAGGUCACUGAGGAUGGCUGCAUGUCGUUGUCGAAACUUCCAUUCGCCCUCACGCGGAGGCAGACGAUUGCAGCAUGGAAGAAGAUUAAGAAAGAUGCUUAUUGUUUCACGUCGGAGGAAGUUGACGAGGGCGAGAACUUACAAGAUGUGGAGUUGUCGGAUGGCGAUGUCGAUGAAGAGGACUAUGACGUCGAGUACGACUUCAGCGACUAUAAGCCGGCGGCUUCUUGA